Humulus lupulus (European hop) is the source of this 1158-nucleotide messenger RNA. Its product is annotated as soluble inorganic pyrophosphatase 6, chloroplastic. Gene Ontology annotation, biological process: phosphate-containing compound metabolic process. Gene Ontology annotation, cellular component: cytoplasm. The transcript is spliced from 6 exons. Lineage: Eukaryota; Viridiplantae; Streptophyta; Magnoliopsida; Rosales; Cannabaceae. The coding region runs from base 82 to 957 and encodes 291 amino acids. Gene Ontology annotation, molecular function: magnesium ion binding; inorganic diphosphate phosphatase activity. The record is from RefSeq and is a predicted model, not a curated record.
UAGCCACUCACUCACACAGACUCAACUCGACUCAGUCAACUCAACUCAGUACUCGCCAGCUUCAAAUCCAAUCCUCCAUCCAUGGCGACCGCGAUAGCCACCUCCACCACUACAUGCUUUCUCUCCAAAGCCUCUCCUUUUCUCCCAAAGAAUGCUCCCUACAGAACCAGCAGCCUCUAUUUCUCCAGGAGGCUUGCUGCGACGCCUAAGAGGUCCUUCUCUUGUCGAGCUAUUUACAACCCUCAGAUUCUGACCAAGGAGGAAGGUCAGCCUGAAACGCUAGACUACAGAGUAUUCUUUGUCGACAAUUCUGGGAAAAAGAUUUCCCCUUGGCAUGAUAUUCCUUUGCGCUUGGGAGACAACAUUUUCAAUUUUGUUGUUGAGAUACCUAAAGAAUCAAGUGCAAAGAUGGAGGUUGCUACUGAUGAGUCUCACACUCCAAUUAAGCAGGACACAAAGAAAGGAAAGCUUCGAUACUACCCUUAUAAUAUAAACUGGAACUACGGAUUGCUUCCGCAAACAUGGGAAGACCCAUCAUUGGCUAACUCUGAAGUUGAAGGGGCAUUUGGAGAUAAUGAUCCAGUUGAUGUAGUAGAGAUUGGUGAGCGUCAGGGAAAGAUAGGUGAGAUUCUCAAAGUCAAGCCCUUGGGGGCUUUAGCUAUGAUUGAUGAGGGGGAACUUGACUGGAAAAUAGUAGCAAUUUCAUUGGAUGAUCCUAAAGCUUCUCUAGUGAACGACGUUGAUGACGUUGAAAAGCAUUUCCCGGGUACUCUGACAGCCAUAAGGGACUGGUUUAGAGAUUACAAGAUCCCAGAUGGAAAGCCUGCUAACAAGUUUGGUCUUGGCAAUAAACCAGCAAAUAAGGAUUAUGCUCUUAAAGUCAUCGCUGAAACCAAUGAAUCUUGGGCUAAACUAGUCAAGAGAUCCAUUCCUGCUGGAGAACUGUCACUUCUAUAGAGGCAUUGAUUAUGAACUCCACACUCCACACUCCACCCUCCAGGAUUAUGAUCUUAAAGUCGUAUAUAAUCAUUGUACGAUGUCCCCAUUUUUUCCCUGUUGAGCUAGGAUAAUCUCCUCAAAUUUGAAGGAAACUUGUUUGAACAGUUGUUUUUUGAAUUUGAUUUGCUGAUAAUGUAUUGGUGAUUGAUUGGUGGGGUU